Molecule: messenger RNA, 3664 nt
Organism: Callorhinchus milii (elephant shark)
Lineage: Eukaryota; Metazoa; Chordata; Chondrichthyes; Chimaeriformes; Callorhinchidae
Product: TBC1 domain family, member 14
Exons: 15
Coding region: 55-2220 (721 amino acids)
Source: RefSeq, a predicted model, not a curated record
GCCGGUGGCCGGAAGUGAAGCCCAAGCUCGGGGCCAGCGCGCGGCGGCGGCUCCAUGGAAACGCGGAGCCAACGGCCGCCACCGGCCCGGGGAGCGGGAGCCGAGCCCAGAGAGCGAACAUGCAGCUCCUCACCUAAGAUGAUGCAGAAUAGCGUUUGCACUGACUUUGUGACCCCUGCUGGACAGUGUGUCAACAGUUAUGAAGUUGUGAAUCUUCAAAAUUGUGAAGUGAAGACUUGGUCUUUGUCUGUACCAAAUUAUAAGCAUAAUUUGCACUGCAUUAGAUAUGAAGACAGUAGUAGCCUUAAUUCCGAAGAUUCAGGCAUUCCCACAUUGGAAAUUGGAAAUCCAGAGCCGAUCCAUUGUGGUAUUUUAAAUGCCAGGAUGAAUAAUGCCGAUUUAUCCCAAACUACUGGAAUUUCACAUGAAAAACUUGUUCAAGGCUCAGGUAGUCUUCCUCCUGGCAUGUGUUCACCAGCUGCACGUCUGGAGAGUGAGAGUAUUUUGCGAAAGUCAUCAACAUUCCCCCGGACUGGCUAUGAUAAUGUGAAACUGUACAGCCCAUCUGCUAGAGGAGGAAACAAGGCCGAUAACAUGUCUGUAAGCAGCAUCUCCAGCCUCAGCACGGAGCUAUCCACCACUCUGUCUGUCAGUAAUGAGGAUAUUUUGGAUAGCCUAGUCACCAGUGACUCAAGUGCAAUUGUAAACCUGGAAACUGAUGAUGCACAGUUCACAGAUGUCAGUUUAAGUUGCUCCAGAGAUACAUACAAUGGAGGCAGCAAUCCUUUCGAACAAGAAGCCAAAUACAGAAAGCUGGGCCCACUUGCCACCUUCUUUACCAGGAGUUUAUUUGCUAAGAAGCUCAAAGAAUCUGCAACUGUAGAUCAGAGUCCUCCAGGGUGGAAAUUGUUUGGAAAGAUACCGACUAAGGAAACACCUCGAAAAGAUGCUAAGAAGAUUCAGCAGACAUACAGUGGGAUGGAAUAUGAAGAAAAAGCUAGGAGAGCCCACAAGUGUUCCUCUCCUAAUCAGAGUGUGAGGAAGAACCUGGACUUCGAGCCUCUCUCCACAACAGCACUUAUCCUAGAAGACAGGCCAGCAAAUCUUCCGGCAAAACCUGCAGAAGAAUCUCAGAAACACAGGCAACAGUACGAGGAGAUGGUGGCUCAAGCAAAAAAACGAGAGCUAAAAGAUGCUCAGAAGCGCAGGAAGCUCCUAGAGGAGAGGUGUAAACUGGAAGAAACAAUCGGCAAUGCUGUGCUGACCUGGAACAAUGACAUUCUGCCCAACUGGGAGACUGUGUAUCAAUCUCGUAAAGUUCGGGAGCUCUGGUGGCAGGGUAUUCCUCCAAGUGUAAGGGGAAAAGUGUGGCGCUUGGCAAUGGGCAAUGACUUGAACAUUACUCACGAAUUGUAUGACAUUUGCCUAUCACGAGCUAAAGACAAGUGCAGAUCUCUCAGCAUAGCAACAUCGGAUACAGACAAUGAAGACUCGGGGCUUUCUGCAGCGGACAGGGAAGCCAGCUUGGAUCUCAUCAAGUUGGAUAUUUCUCGCACAUUUCCUAAUCUUUGUAUAUUUCAACAGGGUGGCCCUUAUCACGAUGAACUUCACAGCAUUUUAGGUGCAUAUACCUGUUACAGACCUGAUGUAGGAUAUGUGCAGGGAAUGUCAUUCAUUGCUGCAGUGCUGAUACUAAACCUGGAUACUGCAGAUGCCUUUAUUGCCUUUUCUAAUUUAUUGAACAAACCAUGUCAGAUGGCAUUCUUUCGCGUGGACCAUGGCCUUAUGUUGACGUAUUUUGCAGCCUUUGAGGUGUUCUUUGAAGAGAAUUUGCCACGAUUGUUUGCACAUUUCAAGAAAAACAACCUUACCCCAGAUAUUUAUUUAAUUGACUGGAUCUUCACGCUGUACAGCAAAUCUUUACCUCUGGACCUUGCGUGUCGUGUCUGGGAUGUAUUCUGCCGUGAUGGAGAGGAAUUCCUUUUCCGAACUGCUCUUGGGAUCUUAAAACGUUAUGAGGAUAUUUUGACACCAAUGGAUUUUAUCCACAUGGCGCAGUUCCUGACUAAACUCCCAGAUGAUGUGGUAGCUGAGGAGUUCUUUGGAGCCAUUGCGACCGUUCAGAUGCAGAGCAGAAACAAAAAGUGGGCUCAGGUCCUGACAGCACUCCAAAAAGACACCAGGGAGCUGGAGAAAGGAAGCCCUUCUCUGAAGCGAUGACUUGCACACCUGAACAUCUGAUGCCAUAUUCCAGUACAUUAAAAAUGAAGACCCUUAUAAAUCAGAAGAAUGCAGUUCUUACUGUGAAUCCCACCUGUCUUUUGAGUUGCUUCUGAAAUCACUGGAGUUGAACUUAAACAAUCUAUAUACAUAAUUGAAACCAUGGUCGUAGCCUUAAACUCAAAUGGCCUCAUCUCCUAUGCAUCAAAUGUAGUGUUGCUUUAUUUGACCUAUUUGAAGACCAGCUUGCAACAAUCGUACAAUGCUGGAGUAAUAUUUUACUGCUGGUCUCAAAUGCUUUUAUCCAACUUUGAAUAACCAGCAUGUCACGUAUAUUAGGAUAAAAAGAAAAGUUGUAUUCACAUGAAGAUGUGUUUUCUCACAUCUACUCUCAUUCCUUAUGUCAUUUAGAAGAACAUGAUUUCAUUCGUCAAAUUUGAAAUUUGAAAGCAUAACUUCUUAAUCAUGUUAUUAAUCAUGUUAUUCCAUGCCACUAAAAAUAUCAAGAGUUGUACCACAAAAUAGACUAUCCUCAAAGUACAUCUUUUUUAUGGCCGAAACUUCCCGAUUUCAAUCUGAUUCAAAUCAUUUCAUUAAGUUUCCCCAAUUUCACAAUUACAUUUGUCUUUUUGUAACUCAGUUAAUUUUCACUUGCAGUGAAUGCAUCCCGGUUAUUUUGUCUCAAGUUAAACACAGGAACUGUGAAUGCAUCCAUUCAAAUGACCUUUAUGUAACCAAACACUUGGAUUCUCUUCCUGGGCCUUCCUGUGCAUUAGAGGUAACUACUGUUACUAGGAGAGUCCCACAAAAAACAAUAUUAGUGUAAUGUUAAACAAAGUGUGUGAAAUGCUAAGGUAAAAUUCCAUCUGUUUCACUAGAAGAUUGGUAUUUCUGUAGUCUAAAGCAUAAAAUUUAAAAAAUAUAUAUAUCAGGAUUUUAAGUUGGCAUUAUUUUUAUGAAAUUUAAUCUAGAAUAACAAUGUCCAGUGAUCUUACUCAAUAACAGCUAUUGAGAGUAGAUUACGAAUCAUCUUGCAGUGAAUUCAAUGCAGCUACUGAUGUGGUUCAAUGAGCUAUGAUUCGGUGUUAGCUCAUCGUGCUGGAAGACAGCUCCACACACGUGCACUCAAACAAGCACAUAGAGUAUUGUACUGCUUACCCAUCUCCAACUGAGGGUUGUUUCCUGCAAUUGUGAAGACCGGACCACUUUUGCAUUGAAAGGCAGAUGAUUUAUAGUAGCAAAGGUUUAAAGGCAAGUUGAAAAGCAAGCUUUCUGUCAGCAGCUGUUGUACUGCUCCUCUGAUCAUGUUGCUGCACCAACGAUCAACAGAUGGUUACUUCUAUUUGGAGUGUUGUAAUUUUGAUUUAAUACAUUCAGUGAUUUGGUUUGGAUUCACUCUUUCCUCCUCUCCUCAAGUACUUAAUUGUAUUCAGUACUUCAUUGU